Caenorhabditis elegans is the source of this 1998-nucleotide messenger RNA. It is a transcript of the gene C27C12.3, whose product is annotated as Serine/threonine-protein kinase ATR. The transcript is spliced from 4 exons. Bases 1 to 1203 code for a protein of 400 amino acids. Lineage: Eukaryota; Metazoa; Nematoda; Chromadorea; Rhabditida; Rhabditidae. The record is from RefSeq and is marked reviewed.
AUGAUGAUUUUUGCUUUAUUUUUUAGUUAUUAUUUUGUGUUUCAGGUGGUGACGCCUAUUGAACAAUCCUUCCAACACCUUGCCAAUGCACCAACUUCUUUCAACUUGAUUCGGUUCACAAUGGAAAUGAGCAAACUUGCCAAAGAAUUGCCGUUUGAGGAAGCGAAAGCAGGAUUGAUCAAGUCAAUGACAAACAUUUUGCACGAUGAAAAGUUUGAAAAAAUUCGCGGGGACGAAGCGAUGCUCAAGCUUCUUGAACUUCUAGCCAAAUGCAGCACGAAAAUUGGUGGAACUGAAGUUUACAAUCAAGCAUACGGAAUCGGCCUGUUCAAUAAAUACAAAGAAUUCUACUUCCAAUGGGCACACGAGUGUGGAAAGAUGAAAGCGGUCAGCGAAUUUCGAACGGUUUUCCACUUGGCUCGAUCCCAACUUUACUUUCAAAUGCCACCGACUUCCAUUGAAAGUGAUUUUGAAAAGAUUUUCCAACAGUACUUUGGUAAGCUGUCGAUGCAUCAUUGUCUGGAACGUACGGAAACUCUCAACAAGCUUUUUGCCGGAUGUUCUAUUGAGGAAAUUGCGUCAGCGGAGAAUAAUAUGAGUUUUGGAAACUCUCGUAAACUUUCUGGCAAAAGCGUUAAUGUGCGAUCAAACCAUAGAGUUCUCGAAGUGGCUCGCGAAACUAUGAACUCUUCAGAUAUUUCGCCAAACAAGAAUACGUCAUCAGUUUUGCUGGAUGGAUCGCCAUCAACCAUUUGGCCUCCCAGUGAUUCGCUGGAGUUGCCUCGUUCUAUUCAGAUGAGAAAGUGUGAAAGAGAAAGUGUGAAAGCUGACACUUUUUCAAUGUCAGGACAAUCUUUCGAUGACAGAAGCUUUGCAAAGUCCAAGGGAAUGAUUGCACAGAAUCUUGCAAUUUCUACAACCGUAGGUUCUCAGAAAGAUAUCCUUCACAGAGAACCAGUUAAAGGAAACAGCGUGCUUGAAGCAUCUACAUGUUCAACUCCAAAGAAGGACACUUCAAUUGUCGACUUUGGCACCUACAUAAAGAACCAGGUGCACCAAACUUCUAGCACUAUGCGCAACUCGAGACGUCGAAAGCUUGCUGCCACAGUCACAUCUACGGAAUCUCCAAUGAAGCAACCACGCAUGACGACUGGAAUUUUCAGCGAUAGAGCAUCCACUAUUUUUGGAGGAACCAAGCACUAGCAAUUCACUUGCAACAUAUCAUAUAUCACCUAAUGUACCGUUAUGAUUAUUAUUUAAAAUUGAUUCAAGUACUCUUUUUGUUUUGUUCCCUUUCCCCAUUAAGCACGCAUUCUGAGGUUAGAAUCGUGUGAUUAUUUUUCUUUACCCCAUUUUUGCCGGUUAUCCGUAACUUCCUGCAUUCACCAUAACCAUUUUUGAGCUCCCAUAUAUUCAUUUGUGUCCCACUUUCCGGCUGCUGUCUUGUAGAGACACCGUGAUCCCCCUCACACCUAGUUUUCUCCAGUUACCAGUAACAGUUACAGUCAUUAGCUAAAUAUCCUUUCCAAGCUUUUGUACUUGGCCAGUUUUAGAAAAAAGUAUUGAAUGACUAAAUAUUUCCUGUAAAUAAUAAUUGAAGAUCUCCCCGAUAGAAAAAUUCCCCCACUUGCCAUUUUUGAGCUCCCGUAUUUUAAUUUUUGGCUGAACUUCCGGUUUCUGUCAUAUAGAUACACCUUAAUUCCCCGUACACCUAGUUUCCCCCAGUUGCUAUUGUUAGUUAAAUUUUGCUGCUCUAGUUAUUUAGAAUAGUAUUACCUCUCCAAACUUUUGUAUUUGACUAGUUUUAUAAGAAAUUAUUGAAUGACUAAACAUUGCCUGUUAAUAAUACUUGAAGAUCUCCCGGAUAGAUUAGCUCCCCCAAUCGCCAUUUAAAAUUUAUAAAUUUUAAUUGUUUUCCCCUUACCUUGAUUCUUUCAAAAUGCCCCCAUGUUCUACUUUUAGUGUGGUUUUACAUGCGAAAAUAAACUUUGUGUAGAA